Messenger RNA from Cucurbita pepo subsp. pepo (vegetable marrow), 1721 nucleotides. RefSeq lists its product as uncharacterized. The record is from RefSeq and is a predicted model, not a curated record. Gene Ontology annotation, biological process: male meiosis II. NCBI's taxonomy places the organism in Eukaryota, Viridiplantae, Streptophyta, Magnoliopsida, Cucurbitales, Cucurbitaceae.
AUUAAUUUAAAAUUAAUCACACAAAACCGUAAGCUCUCAGCCCAAACUUCAAAUUUGCAGACCACUUUUUUCCCCUUUCCAACGAGAAGGAGAAUCUUCCAUGAAAAUCCAUUAGCCGAAUCCUCUUCUUCUUCUUCUUCUUCUUCUUCUUCUUCUUCUUCCUCUUCUUCUUCUUCUUCUUCCUCUUCUUCCAAGCGAUUACUGCGCAUUUUUCGCCAAACAAAUACACUAGCUAUAGGGUUUCUGAAUUACAAAGCGAUGGGUUGCUUUUUUGCUUGCUUUGGUUCAUCCAAAGAUCCCAAACGCCUCAAGAAUCAUCGCAAAUCGCGGCAUACAGACCACCGAUCCACCAUUCAGAGGAAUGAGAUCCCUACACCCGGACAAUCUUCUCUUCACACGUUGCCUGUUGACUCUAACAAAAAAUCCUUGCAUCCGGUUGAAGCUCGGCGUGAUGGGUCAUUGAACAUCAGUACCACAGAGGAAUUAACUUCUGUGAAACCCCAUGAGCAUGAGCAUGUUGUUUCAGUUCAUGGGAUGAAUCAGGACCUGGAGGAAGACAGUGUGGAAAAAUCAAGCAAACCUGAAUCUUCAUCUGAAGAUUUUGUUGUUCCUCUCAAUCCCAACUUCAGAUCACCUUUCCCUCCAGUUCAUCGAUACAGGAACUGUAAGGAUAGUGAUGAUGAGGACGACGUUUUUGAUAGUCAUCUUGGUAGAGAUGAAAAUGAUGAAUUUGGAACGGUUGAAUCAAUGAAGGAAAGUUCAUCUGUGGCUGAUAGCUCGAUGAGUGUUUCCCGGCUUAACCCCACAAAUGUGAGGCAUAGGACUGCUUAUGUUUGUCCGGUACUGAAACCAGUUGAAAAUCUCUCUCAAUGGAAUGCUGUGAAAUCAAAGAGCGCAUUGCCGUCAACACCUCAGAAAGAGAAUCUGGAGUUGGAACAAGAAUCAACAGGCGAGGAGUUUCCAUACAGUUCCAAGGCUAGUCAGGAACUGUGUGUUGAUGCCAGCCUUUCUAACUGGUUGGCUUCAUCAGAAGCAACACCAGUGAGUAAGAUUACUACAACAAUGGCUUUAGAAGCCAUUGUUACUCCAGUGAAAAGCAGCACGUUGCAAGGAUCGAGCUCACAGAGCAGCAGCCACAGUGAGUUGCCUGUAGUUCGAAAUGUUGUUAUAUAUAGGAGGCAGGGAGCGAGUGAUAAGGACCGUGAUUCGGCCUCUUCGUUUAAAGGAAUACCAAAUACAACCAGCAAGUAUAGAGAGGAUAAGACAGUGAAUUGGCACUCUACACCAUUUGAAACAAGGCUGGAGAGAGCUUUGAACAGUAGAGGGGUUGCUAAAGCUUGAAGCUGGUGGAGCUCUGUUAUUUGAAUUUUUGAGAGGUAACAGAAAAUUACCAAUUCUUCCGUACAAACUAGAGCUUUGAACUCUGAACUCCGAACUCUGAAGCAGUUGCCAAUUGUUUGAUUUUCUUCUGUUUGGUUGUGUAAAGUCUGCUUAUACUUGUUUGUUUGUAAAUCAAUUGUUACCGGUUUGUUUUUCUUCUAUUUGGUUGUGUGUAAAAGCCUUUACUUUUAAUUGAUUUGUUUGUAAAUCAAUUUGUCCACUGUUUGUUUUAACCUGCUGGACUGUAUUCCUAUAACCUACAACAAGCUGCCACUUAUGCUAACUACAUUUUCAAAUGUAAUUUUAGUGUGUUUUUACAUGAAAUUAAGCUAUUUUGGACU